CAUUUUCUUCGUUGACGCUCUCUCUCUCUUCACCGAUUCGACACUGAUUUCUUAGUAUCGCCUGACGCCAAAAAGCUUCGUGAGGAUUAAGUGAUGGCGGUUCAGCUCACCGACGAACAGAUCUCCGAAUUCAAGGAAGCCUUCUCUCUAUUUGAUAAGGAUGGCGACGGUUGCAUCACCACGAAGGAGUUGGGAACUGUGAUGCGUUCUUUGGGGCAGAACCCGACUGAGGCUGAGCUCCAGGAUAUGAUUAAUGAGGUUGAUGCUGAUGGUAAUGGGACUAUUGACUUCCCUGAGUUCCUCAACCUGAUGGCUCGCAAGAUGAAGGACACUGAUUCUGAGGAGGAACUCAAGGAAGCUUUUAGGGUCUUCGACAAGGACCAGAAUGGAUUCAUAUCUGCAGCUGAGCUCCGCCAUGUGAUGACAAAUCUCGGGGAGAAGUUAACCGACGAGGAAGUUGAUGAGAUGAUCCGUGAGGCUGAUGUGGAUGGCGAUGGCCAGAUCAACUACGAGGAGUUCGUCAAGGUCAUGAUGGCCAAAAAGAGGCAACAAAGGAUUAAAUCAAGCAAGAGAGGUAUGGAGAAAGAGUAUGGCAAUGGGAAUUCUAUCAAAAACGGCGGACGCAAAAGAGGCAAACUUCGUGAAUGUAUGAUUCUCUAAAUUAAGUGAAUGUUGAGAAUCAUGAUGAUGAAAGAGGUUGGAGUUUUAUUGAAUAAUAAUAAUGUUGCUUUCUCUUGUAAAAUAUGAACUAUACCACUACCACCUUGUAUCUUACUACUACUAAUGUUGUAUUUGCCUCUAUUUAUUA
This is a messenger RNA of Salvia hispanica, 808 nucleotides long. RefSeq names its product calmodulin-like. NCBI's taxonomy places the organism in Eukaryota, Viridiplantae, Streptophyta, Magnoliopsida, Lamiales, Lamiaceae. Gene Ontology annotation, cellular component: myosin II complex. Gene Ontology annotation, molecular function: calcium ion binding. The record is from RefSeq and is a predicted model, not a curated record.